CACUGCAACUUCAGUUACAAUUCUCAUCAUCCACUGGUUAUAUAUGGGUGUAUAGAGCCUCUUCAGUUUUUACUUGAAAAACCCAAUCACCAAAACAAGAGGCAAAAAUGGAGAUUGGGUCGAGAGACCAACCACCCAAACACGAAGAAAAACUGGAGAAUGGGUCGAGAAAAUGGCGUUUUCAUGGGAAACAAGAGCUGAAUAGAGCUUCUUCAUUAUCUGUUCGAGGUAUUCUUAAGGCGAUAACUGACAAUCUCAAUGAAGCUGAUCAAAGGCCGACCAUUAUGCUUGGCUGUGGAGAUCCCUCAGAGUAUCCGUGUUUUCGAACCACGCCAAUUGCCGAAGACGCCCUUGUUGAUGCGAUUCGCUCUGCUAAAUUCAACUGUUAUGCUCCUGCCAUUGGUAUUCUGCCAGCAAGAAGGUCUGUGGCAGAUUAUCUCUCUGAGGAUCUUCCAUAUAAACUAUCGCCGGAUGAUGUUUGUCUCACUGUUGGUGCCCGUCAUGCAAUUGAAGUAAUAUUGACAGUUCUUGCUCAACCUGGUGCCAAUAUCUUACUUCCUAGACCAGGGUAUCCAUAUUAUGAAGUUGUGGCCACAUUGAGCCAUCUUGAGGUCCGCCACUUCGAUCUUCUCCCAGAACAGGGUUGGGAGGUUGAUCUUGAUGGUUUGGAAGCAUUAGCAGAUGAUAACACUGUUGCCUUAGUUAUCAUCAACCCUGGAAAUCCCUGUGGGAAUGUUUUCACGUAUGACCAUUUGCAAAAGGUUGCGAAGACUGCAAGAAAGCUUGGAAUUCUUGUGAUUGCGGAUGAAGUUUAUAGCCAUCUAGCAUUUGGAGGUAACCCAUUUGUGCCAAUGGGAGUGUUUGGAUCAAUUGCACCUGUUCUUACAAUUGGGACAUUAUCAAAGAGAUGGAUUGUUCCUGGUUGGCGUCUUGGUUGGAUUGCAACUACUGAUCCCAAUGGCAUCCUUCAAAAAUCUGGGAUUGUUGAGUCAAUUAAGAGCUAUCUUGAAAUUGCUGCUGAUCCUGCGACUGUUAUUCAGGGGGCGGUUCCUCAGAUCCUAGAGAAAACUACUGGGUGUUUCUUCCAGAAGAUUAUUACUGUACUCACAGAAGCUGCAGAUAUUUGUUAUGGUGAACUCAAAGAGAUCCCUUGCAUUACUUGUCCACACAAACCAGAAGGGUCCAUGUCUGUAAUGGUGAAGCUAAAUCUGUUGGUACUAGAUGGCAUAGAAGAUGAUAUGGAUUUUUGUACCAAGCUUGCUAAAGAAGAGUCUGUUAUCAUUCUACCAGGUGUUGCUGUGGGACUGAAGAAUUGGCUCCGUGUAACUUUUGCCAUUGAGUCGACACCUCUUAAAGAUGGCCUAGGCAGAGUGAAAGCCUUCUGCUUGAGGCAUGCUAAGAAGGAAUGAGAUUUACUCGACAUUCAUCCAAUCUCAUCAAAUUUACCAACAAGUAGGUGUUGGUUCUCUUACAUUUGAUCUCUUACUCACUUGUUACGCUUGCAGUCAAUGGUAACAUGGAUUCUGUGCUGCUUGUGGCCGAUGUGUAUAAUUGUUAAUGCAUUUGUCUUGAUUUCUGAAAUAAUCUAAGAAAAGAACUUGUAGGUUUUAUGGAUUUCUUUUGGUGGAAGUUCGUUCUUUUUAUUUUCCUGGUUAAUUUUGGAAGUCAAGAAUCAAAAUUUCCAUUUUUUUUGUUCUGUGGAUGAGUAAUAAAAAAUUCCUUGUAUGAGGAAAUUAUGAGUUCUAUUUCAUCCUGAAUCCUAAUCAAG
This is a messenger RNA of Ilex paraguariensis (yerba mate), 1768 nucleotides long. The record is from the annotation of a GenBank genome assembly. Lineage: Eukaryota; Viridiplantae; Streptophyta; Magnoliopsida; Aquifoliales; Aquifoliaceae.